This is a messenger RNA of Stereum hirsutum FP-91666 SS1, 2519 nucleotides long. RefSeq lists its product as uncharacterized. The record is from RefSeq and is a predicted model, not a curated record. Bases 1 to 1533 code for a protein of 510 amino acids. The transcript is spliced from 6 exons. Gene Ontology annotation, molecular function: nucleic acid binding; 3'-5'-RNA exonuclease activity. Lineage: Eukaryota; Fungi; Basidiomycota; Agaricomycetes; Russulales; Stereaceae. Gene Ontology annotation, biological process: exonucleolytic trimming to generate mature 3'-end of 5.8S rRNA from tricistronic rRNA transcript (SSU-rRNA, 5.8S rRNA, LSU-rRNA).
AUGCUUUCCGCAGUGAAGCCCCCUUCGCGCUGGAACCCCCUCGCCACACCCUUCGUAUAUCGCGCAAGGACAUCCCCUUCGCCCUCCCACCCCGCACAACACCAACAACAACAUCCGCCUCCUCCCCCUUCAGCAUCAUCUCAACAGCCACAAAUACAAACACAACCACAACCACCACAGUACCCUGUACAGACGCCGAUCGACUCUGCCGGAACCACUGUUACUGUCUCGACACAGCUCACGUCUACACUUGGUCGACAGACGUACGAUGCUUUUCUUGUUCUUGAUGUCGAGGCGACGUGCAUGCAGGGCACCGACUUUCAUUGGCCUAACGAAAUCAUUGAAUGGCCCGUGUGCCUCCUCAUGUGGAAGGACAAGCAGAAUGGUAUGGCGAGCAGGCUGGACGUCGUUGAUGAGUUCAGAAGCUUCGUCAAACCGACUUGGAGACCUUUACUCUCCGCAUUCUGCACCCAACUCACCGGCAUCACCCAGGCCCAAGUCGACUCGGCGCCCCAUUUCCCGCAGGUCGUCAACCAAUUCAACGCCUUCCUGAUCAAGAACGGACUCAUACACCCCGUGACGGGCGAGCGGCUCGUCAGGUUCUGUUGGUGUAGUGAUGGGCCGUUUGAUGUGAGGGAUUUUGUGGUUAAGCAGUGUUUUAUUUCGAAGAUCGCAAUGCCGAGAUGGCUCGCGGGGGAUAUCAUGGACGUGCGGAAGCUCGUUGGGGAGUGGCAUGCUCAGUCGGCGGGGUCGUCGUCUCGGAAGUCCCUCUUCCCCCGGCGCAUCUCCAUGAACAUCGAAUCGCAGCUCCGCGCGCUCGGACUCGGGAAUUUCCAAGGGCGACAACAUAGCGGGAUCGACGACACCCGAAACAUCGCCCGCAUCGUCACCGAACUCGCCCGACGCGGCAUCACACUCAUCCCCAACACGAACAUCCACCCCGGUAAACGAUGGGCAUGGAUGGGCAAGAGCGGUCAGAUAUUGGAGGAAUCGAUCUCCGUCCCUGGUUCGCCCUCCUCAUUCCCUGGUUCGCCCUCCUCAUUCCCUGGUUCGCCCUCCUCAUUCCCUGGUUCGCCCUCCUCACUUGCUGGCCCACCACCACCACGGACGCUGUUUAGCCCUAGCCCGGUGCCUGCGUCUGGGUCGGGGUCGGGAUAUGCGAGUUCGGCGUCGGGGUCUGGGUCUGGGUCGGGUUCGAGUGGGAGUCCCGGAUCGAGUCCGGCGUGGAGUUCGAGUCAUUUGUCGUUUUCUGCAUCUGGGUCGAAUACGACUGCCAAUAAUACGACACCGGUGAACGGAUAUCAGUCGGCUUCGUAUGGACAUGGGUAUUGGCCGGCUGUAGGGAAUGGAGGGAAUGGAGUAGGUGGUGGACAUCCGCCGAUUUAUUCGAGGGUGACUUCGGCGAACUCGGGUUCGUAUUCGGGUGGGCGGGCGCAUGGACAUGGACAUGGAAGGGCGGGUUCGCAGCAGGUUGGGACGCAGCAGCAGCAGGGGCAGGGACAGGCGCAGGGGCAUGCGAGGGCGCAUGUUUGAGCGAGCUCGCCUUUGCCCUCCCAUGCCGCCAACAUGACACGACAAUCCCGACACUUGCGUCCGAUUAUGCUCACCCUUACACACACGCGCGCGCACCCGACUCAUACAUCACAUCACAUCACAGACCGCCACAUCCAUUCCUCCGCAAGUCUUCAUCGACAUCAGCCAGCCAGUCUCCGACCCCAUUCAUCUGCGCCUACACUCACACUCUCAUAUACAGCCCGAUAUGGAUCCUCCCCACUCUGUUCUUUCCUUCUUUUUUCCGUGUACGAUUAUUAUACAGUCAUUUUGAUACCGACUCACUCGACCGCCGGCUUCCACCACUUCACCUUUCCGCCACUUCACCUCUCCACCACUUCAUCCUCCCGCCCUGUACGCGCCUUCGGUUCAUGAGCGCACUCGUCUAUGGAUGGACCAUCGUUCAUAUCAUGAUCUUUUUUUCGCUGUUACCUUUUCCUUCUGUUUUUACAUUUCACUUCAUCACUGCGUGCUUCCUCCUUCCCUGCUCCCUUCCUCUCUACUCCUUUCGAUUAUCUUCUCUUACGCCUCGCCUCUUCAUCGCUGCUACGCUACUUUCGCGCCUCCCUCCGUGUUCCAGUGACUCGUCGCCCUAUUACCUAUUACUCGCCUUGCCUUGCCUUUUCCUGCCUUUUGCUUCACGCCCUUCACGGUUUCUCCUCUUACUCUUACUUGUUCUUGUUCUUGUCGCAUAUUUAGUUUAGAGCUCCGGAUCCAGAUUCCAUCGCUCAUCACGCCUCGCCUCAGUUUUCGUGCGUAUAUUUAUCAUGUUUUACUCUCUUCCUUUGCUCUUCUUUCUUCUGUUCGUCUUUUCUAGCUCCCUGUUCACUGUUCACCUGUCGUGUUUGCCUGUCUCAACUCCACUCCACUCCACUCCGCCUGCCCACCUUUCUUCGUUUCCUGAUCCCUGACACCUGAUUCCUGAUUCCUUGCUACUUAACGUGCCAGCCCUACUUGUCGCACGUCCC